CACUAAAAAAAAAAAAAAACUAAUCUCCUCAAUUUAGUUGAGUGUAACCAGACUUGAUGCGGCAUCAUAUUUGAGUACAGGAAAUCCGAUUUAGAAAAACGUGUUAUUUUACGUGUGAAUGAAAAUUGAUUGAACUACAAGGAUUAACCGUUAAAGGAUUAAUCCGGUUAAUCUUUAGAAGAGGUUAACAAUAAGGUUGCAGUUCUCACCUUGGGAGUAUACAUAUAUACAUGUAAAUACAAAUCUUAAGGUGUGGACAUGCCAUUCAUCAAACUCAUAUGAGAUUAAGAGAGCAUCAUAAAAGAACAACAAAAAACAAUGGUAUGAUUGUAUGCACAAAUGACAAAGAGCAUAUUCAUGUAUGAGAGGUGAUGAUGCUAUGAUGUUAAAGCAAAGAAAAAACACACAAGUAUUUCCUUGUGAAUGUUGAAAAGACAAAAAUAAGAAUAUGAAUAACGAUGCGAAGCUUUUCAAGUUCGGAUUUCGUUGGUAAUCAUCAUCCAACGAGCCAUAUGAAAAUGCAAUCAGACAAGAAAUAAGUUGUGGGACUCAUGGUACCGCUUUUUUACAAAGAUAUUAUUUGCUUAAAGAAAUAUGCAAAUAAACACCGGAGAAAAGGCAUACAAGUGUGCGACUUGUGGGUCUGUGUUUGCUCUUAAGGUUUCUUUACAAAGACACGUUAAAAUUCAUACUGGUGAGAAGCCCUUCAAGUGUGUUACAUGUGGUGUUGCUUUUUCUAGGAGAGAUAAGCUAACAAAUCACAUGAAACAUCACUCAGGAAAACAUGAAAAUUCUGUACCUAAUUUAUCUCGAUUGCCAAGCUGUAUGAAUUCACACAUUGGAGGGAAGCAACAUAGGUGCGAGACAUGCGAGGCUUCUUUUCUGAAUAAAUCUGAUUUACAUAAACACAUGAGAAUACACACUGAUUGCAAACCAUACAAGUGUGAUAUGUGCGGCGCUUCUUUUUAUCAUUACUAUUAUUUACACAACCAUAUUUAUAAACACAUUAUGGAAAUGCCAUACAAGUGUGCGACUUGUCUGUCUGCGUUUUCUGAAAAGGUUGCUUUACAAAGACACAUGGGAAAACAUACUGGAGAGAAGCCAUACAGGUGUGCGACUUGUGGGUCUGCGUUUGCUUUAAAGGUUACUUUACUAAGGCACGUUAAAAUUCAUACUGGCGAGAAGCCCUUUAAGUGUGUUACAUGUAGUGCUGCUUUUUCUAGGAGAGAUAAGCUAAAAAGUCACAUGAAACAUCACUCAGGAACACAGGAAAAUUCUUUACCUAAAUUAUCUCCACCGCGAUAUACGCAAAUACACACUGAAGGGAAGCCACACAUGUGCGAGACAUGUGCUGCUACUUUUACAUUGAAGUCUAAUUUACGUAAACACAUGAUGAUACACUCUGGUGAAAAGCCUUACAAGUGUGAUAUAUGUGCCGUUUGUUUUACUCGAUACAACCAGUUACAAAACCAUAUUAAUACACACAUAGGAUUGAAGCCAUACAAGUGUGAUACAUGUGGAAUAGCGUUUACUCAAAGUGGAGGUUUACAGAAGCAUUUAAGAGUACAUACUGGAGAGAAGCCCUUUAUUUGCGAGGCAUGUGGUGCUGCUUUUGCAUGGAAACAUAAGUUACAAAUUCACAUGAGAAUACACACGGGAGAAAAACCAUUCAAGUGUGCAGAGUGUGGUGCUGCAUUUUCUAGGAAAGAUAAGCUUCAAAGACGCAUGAUAAGACAUACAGAAAAGAACGCAAAGGCUUUACCUCAUUCAUCGCAUUUGCCAAACAGUAUGAUUGAUAACACUAGAGGGAAGAAACAUAAGUGUGAGACAUGUGCUGCGUCCUUCAUUGAUGCGCAUAACUUACGUACACACAUGAGGAUACACACCGGAGAAAAGCCAUACAUGUGUGUUGUCUGUGGCGCUUCUUUUAAUCAAAGAGGCCAUUUAAAAGUCCACAUGAAUACUCACACUGGAGAGAAGCCAUACAAGUGUGCGACAUGUGGGGCGUCGUUUUCUACAGCAGGUGCUUUACAGAUGCACAUAACAAUACACACUGGGGAGAAGCCCUUUAAGUGCGAGGUUUGUGGUGCUGGUUUUAUAACCAGACAAAAGGUUCGAAUUCACAUGAGACGACAUACCGGGGAGAGGCCCUACCUGUGCGAAAUAUGUGGUGCGGUUUAUUCUGGCAAUGAUAAGCUUCGAAUUCACAUGAAGCGACAUACCGAAGAGAAGCCCUUCAAGAGCUGAGCAUGUGGUGCGGUGUUUUUGUAGUAAUGAUAAGCUGCAAAACCGCACGAGACGACACAGAAAUGCAAAUGGACUUGUGGCACCUAAAGAUGACAUUUCUAGACCCAUGAGAAUUCAUACUUAUGAGAAACCCUUGACGUGUAAGGCAUAUGGUGUUGUUGUUUCUUUAGCAAGAUAAGCUCCGGUGAUUUGGUGAUAUUGUUUUCAAUUAAAUGGUAUCCUAUAUACGACAAUAAUGUGUAAGAACUGCAAACACGUUGUUUGAUUUGAAUAUAGUGCAAAGGUUUUAAUACUUUUCUCAAAAGUAUAGGCUGGAAGAAAACUUUAAAUGUACCGCCUAUUGUUCAUGUUUUAAACAUUACAUAUAUAUAUAUAUUGGAAAAAACACACGAUUAAAACAUAGAUUAUAAAACUAUACGGAUAUCCUAGUAAUGCUUGACAAUAAUUUUAGUUUCAUUGAACCCUAUCAAAUAAUAAGGAUAAAUGUAUUAAGACCCCGACAAGUUUUGAAACUAAAUAUAAAGUAUUUAUAACAUCCAUGUCGUAUGAAUUCGAUGACACUAAAUAUUAUCGAUUUUAUUAUAAGGCUAUGCUGUUUACAGGCAGACAUAUAAUGGAGUGAAGCCCUUCAAGUGUUAGGAAUGUGGCGUUGUUUUUGUGUUGGACAGAUAUGCUCCGAAUUCACCUGAGAUAUUUAAUGGAGAGAGGCGCUUUAAGUGUUAGGAAUGUGGUACUGUUUUUGUGUUGGAGAGAUAAGCUUCGUAUUCACUCAUAUGAGACGAA
Molecule: messenger RNA, 3030 nt
Organism: Mya arenaria
Lineage: Eukaryota; Metazoa; Mollusca; Bivalvia; Myida; Myidae
Product: zinc finger protein 665-like
Exons: 3
Coding region: 595-2247 (550 amino acids)
Biological process (GO): regulation of transcription by RNA polymerase II
Cellular component (GO): nucleus
Molecular function (GO): DNA-binding transcription activator activity, RNA polymerase II-specific; RNA polymerase II cis-regulatory region sequence-specific DNA binding
Source: RefSeq, a predicted model, not a curated record